Molecule: messenger RNA, 917 nt
Organism: Saprolegnia parasitica CBS 223.65
Lineage: Eukaryota; Oomycota; Saprolegniomycetes; Saprolegniales; Saprolegniaceae
Exons: 3
Coding region: 9-917 (302 amino acids)
Biological process (GO): pseudouridine synthesis
Molecular function (GO): pseudouridine synthase activity; RNA binding
Source: RefSeq, a predicted model, not a curated record
CGCGCGGGAUGUUGCUCCUACGAAGAUACGCCGGCCGCGCCGCGCCGCGCUGGCCGACGUCUGUGCUUGGCGCGAUGCCGCUUCCGAGCGCCUUGAGCUUUCGGUCGUUUAGCGCCUCGGGCGAUGACAGCGAACUUGUGCGCCUCAGCAAGCUCAUGUCGAUGAAAGGCAUUUGCUCACGCCGCGAAGCCGACAACUACAUUCAGAGCGGCAACGUUCGCGUCAAUGGCGAGAUUAUUUCGGAACUCGGCUCUAAAGUCCACCCGACGAGCCAAAUUGAACUCAGCCGCGACGCCAACACGCACCGAAAGAGCAAGGUCACUGUGAUCCUCAACAAACCACUCAACCUCGUAUCGUCGCAACCCGAAAACGGCCACGCGCCGGCGAUCAAGCUUUUGUCCCCCGAGAACGAGUUCAAGGAGCUCAGCGUCCAGCAGCCCUUCCUUCUCGAUGGUCCGAUGAAGAUGAACGUCGAGCGUUUUGGGCCCUUGGCGCUCCCCAAGAUGGCAGUGUGUGGCCGCCUCGAUGUCAACUCGACCGGUCUCCUCAUCUUCACGCAAGACGGCACGCUCGCCAAGUCGAUUCUGGACCCGGAGGGCGGCGUCGAGAAGGAGUACCUCGUCCGCGUCAACCUGAAUUUGGACGAGACGGACCGCGCGACGCAAGUCAAGGUGCAGAAGUUGCGCGACGGCAUCUACAUUGAAGGCGUCCUCUUCAGCGCCAAGAAGGUCGAGAUCAUCAACGAAAACCAGCUGCGCGUGAUUCUCACCGAAGGCAAGCACCGCCAAAUUCGACGCAUGUGCGAGCAGGUUGGCCUCAAGGUCGUCGCGCUCAAGCGCGUGCGCAUCGGCAACAUCAAGCUGCGGACGCUCCCGGUCGGCAAGUGGCGGUACCUCCAGUCCUUUGACAAGCUGUAA